This is a messenger RNA of Cornus florida, 734 nucleotides long. Its product is annotated as phytohormone-binding protein-like. The record is from RefSeq and is a predicted model, not a curated record. NCBI's taxonomy places the organism in Eukaryota, Viridiplantae, Streptophyta, Magnoliopsida, Cornales, Cornaceae. Gene Ontology annotation, biological process: defense response; abscisic acid-activated signaling pathway. The transcript has 2 exons. Gene Ontology annotation, cellular component: cytoplasm; nucleus. The coding region runs from base 72 to 539 and encodes 155 amino acids. Gene Ontology annotation, molecular function: abscisic acid binding; signaling receptor activity; protein phosphatase inhibitor activity.
CAUAAUUUCCUUCCCUGAAACCCCAAAAACAUCACUCAUCUUUUGAAAGGAUUUGCAUUAGAGAGAGAGACAUGAGAAAGGAAGCAACAAUCCAAGCAAAGGUUGGAGUUGGGAUUGAAGCUUUUUGGAAUGCUUUGUCCAAGGAUUUAAUUUCUGUUGUUCCAAAAGCUAUUCCAAAUUUCGUGACAGAUAUAGAAGUGAUCGAAGGAGAUGGUGGCCCUGGUACUGUUUUUAUCUUUAAUUUUGGCUCCGGUAUAACACACAUGAGUUACCAGAAGGAAAAGAUUGUGGACUUUGACGAGUCCCUGCAUCAAAUAGGACUGGAAGUAAUAGAAGGAGGUUACCUGAAUCUUGGAUUUUCUUCCUACAAAACCAUUUUCCAGCUGACGGCGGGCGGAGAGUCGGAGACUAUAGUUGAUGCCAAGAUGGUGUACGAGACAGAAGCUGAAGAAACUGAUCCUAUGCCACUGCAGACUACCAAGUCAACUCUCACUUUCAUCAAAUGCCUCGAAGACUAUCUGCUAAACCAAGGUUCCUAGAUUUUGGUUUUUACUUAAUUACUUUUUCUUAAUUAUGUGAGCUCAAAAUGUUGUGUAAUGAGCUUUGUCAUCAUAUUUUCUGUUUUCUGUAUCAAUAAGUUGGUAUGAGUGAUAUAGCUGCAACAACAUCUACUUAACGAUAUAUCAUCACACAAGUUCCUUGCAAUAUAUCAUUUCACCAACCGCCUAUUUUUA